Messenger RNA from Closterium sp. Naga37s-1, 1032 nucleotides. The record is from the annotation of a GenBank genome assembly. Lineage: Eukaryota; Viridiplantae; Streptophyta; Zygnematophyceae; Desmidiales; Closteriaceae.
AUGCUCUCGAGGGAGAUGCUAGUUCUGGACGUCUCUAAAAUCGGAGUCCAUGCCGCCAAGAUGCAGCAGCUGUUAAAUCCGAAGCGCGUUCCCAUACACUUGGCGUAUGUGGCCGUCGCGUCGUUCAUAUUAAUGCCCGUUCCUGCAGCGACUAUCGGAUCCGUCUCCGCGUUUUCCGGAGGCGGGGACGACGGCGCCGAUGCCGGGGCCAAUAAAGACGCAGCUGACGACGAUAGCAACCGACCGUUUAUUUACGUGUACGACACGCAAUUGGCGUGGACGGAGCAGAUGAAGGAACGCAAAAAGGAGUGGUUUUCCGACCAAUACGAAGUGGAAUCCGUGCUGACGGAGCUGCUUAUGCGCAGCGUGGUACGAGAUUCUUGCCAUGAUAAGCCGCUACUUCCCCUACUUCAGAGUCACAUUUACAAUCAUCUCUCCCCUCUUGCCCUCUUCCUCUCUUCAUCUCUUCCCCUCUUUUCCUCUUUCCUCUUCACUCCUUCCCCCCGUCGCUUCCAGGCGUGGCACGAGAUUCUCACCAUGAUACGCCGCGACUUUCCCUACUUCAACCGCACCAACGGCCGAGAUCAUUUCAGCACGAGCACGUUCGAUCAGGGCCGUUGCCACGCGUUGCCAUGGGUCAACCCAGACCUGUACGGCGAGAUGUUCUUCGUGAUGCUCAACGGGGACCGCCUCGCGCGCACCAUCCACUCGUCCAAGGAGAGGAACUUGCAGGUAGGGCGAGGAACAUGCAGUGAAAUCAACUUCUUGAUCCACUUCUCUCCUCUCCCCCCCUUCUCUCCUCUCCCCCCCUUCUCUCCUCUCCCCUCCUUCUCUCCUCUCCCCCCCUUCUCUCCUCUCCCCUCCUUCUCUCCUCUCCCCCUCUUCUCUCCUCUCCCCUCCUUCUCUCCUCUCCCCCCCUUCUCUCCUCUCCCCUCCUUCUCUCCUCUCCCCCCCUUCUCUCCUCUCCCUCCCUUCUCGCCUCUCCCCCCCUUCUCGCCUCUCCCCCUCUUCCCCCAAAUGCGCAGAUCAUAG